CGGGGAAAUGUCAAAUUGACCUGUGCACUGCUGACAUCUAUAGGACAGAAUUAUUACUUCGAAAUUGCGUGGCAUGACGUCACCGCUGGUUUUGUUGGUGGGUAUAGUUAAUGUUGUUUAUGACGAAAGUAACCAUUAAACGCGUGUGUAGAUCUUUGCAAAUAUCAUUAGCUGGAAGAUUGGAAUGUGCUAAUUUAAAUUGCAGUAUCAAAAAUAAGAUAGUUUCUUUACCAUGGCACAAGCUGUUGUGGCCAACAGUCAGGUGCGCGAAAGCCCUGCUGUAGAAAGGAAUAUUCAUGAGAUGCUGAAAGAUACACCAAUGAUGAAUGAGAGUAAUAAUGCUGUUCAUUCUGGUACUGCACCUCCCACCCCUCAACACAUGGGUUUUGUGCCUCAUCCCACUUCUUUGCCAUUGACAACUACAACAGCUCCAUCGACCAUGCCCUCUACUCCAGUAAGCCCAACUCAAAAUGGUGAUCCUCAAAUAAUAAAAUCACAACAGUCAAAAAUUGAAACAAUAAAAAACUGGAGCAUUUCUACAUAUAAAUGCACUAAGCAGCUCAUGUAUGAAAAACUGGGAAAAACAUCUAGAACAGUAGACACAGAAUUAGAAGCUCAGAUUGAACAACUGCGUGAUACUCAGAGGAAGUACUCAAAUGUGCUUCGCCUUUCAAGAGCCUUGGCCAGCCAUUUCUAUCACGUUGUUCAGACUCAGCAUGCUUUAGGAGAAGCAUUUUCAGACUUGGCACAGAAAUCCCCAGAAUUACAAGAAGAAUUUUUGUAUAAUGCUGAAACUCAGAGGAACCUUACUAAGAAUGGAGAAACAUUGUUGGGAGCUUUGAACUUCUUUGUGUCAUCAGUUAAUACUUUAUGUAACAAAACAAUUGAAGAUACCUUGCUAACUGUCAGACAAUAUGAAACUGCUAGGAUAGAAUAUGAUGCUUACCGAACUGAUCUUGAGCUUCUGGCCCAGGCUCCUAAGACCGAAGCAAAUACUGCACGAUUAGAAGAAGCCCAGCAUCAUUAUGAACUUCACAAGACAAGCUUUGAAAAAUUGAGGUCAGAUGUAUCCAUCAAGCUCAAGUUCCUUGAUGAAAAUAGAAUUAAGGUGAUGCACAAACAGCUAUUGCUCUUCCACAAUGCUGUGUCUGCUUACUUUUCUGGCAAUCAAACUGCCCUGGAAGCAACCUUAAAACAAUUCAAUAUAAAAGUGAAGUCACCCAAUUCAGCAAUGCCCUCCUGGCUGGAGCAAUAGUACCACCAAGUUGUCACAGCCACGGCUCCCACAUGGUAUCUCGUCCCUGCUCCACUCAUCACUUACAUUGCCCAGUCUUCUCACCUCGCUGUGUGGUCUUGGCUGGGAUAUUACCGGCAGGCUCGUUUGUUCCAGAAAGCUAGAUUCAAAGCUCUUCAAGCGUAGAUCAGGCUGUUCUUUUAGAGAAAGUCGUGAUCAUUUGAGUUUGAAAUGGUGCAUUUACUCAUUUCCUUUCCUUGGAUCUUAGUAAGAGACUGCUAGGAUUGCGAAAGGAAAAAAUUUGUUUCAUGUAAUCGUUUCAGCAUCUAUGUUGCACAUUUAUGAAUUGCUUCAUAUCAUGACCAAAUUUACUGAAAAGUGUGUUCUUAACAAGCAUCAAAUUAUAUUAUGAUAGAUCACGUACCUUCUAAUACUGGAUCAGAAUUGUGCUGUUGCAUAAAUGUUUAAUCACCAUUAAAACAAGAGAAUGUUAUUCAAAUGUUUGUGGUUACACUGCAUUGGAUGACCUUCAAGGGUCCAGGAAUUCACUGAAUACUUACAUAUGAAGAGGAUAUGUACGAUAUGUAAUAAUCCUCUAUAGAAUUUGAGUGUGAAAUAAUUGGCCAGCAGUAUGUUCUGAACUAGUCUAUGACUCAUACUUAGUUUGUAAGAAUAAUGUUGAAUCCUUUGUAUUAUAUUUGUUCCAAAAAAAAAAAAAAUGACACAUCUUGAUCAUAAAAUGUCAAAAUGUGUAGUAUGCAAGUAUAAAAUGUCAGUCUUGAUUCUUCAGUAAGUGAUUUAAGCUUUUACUGAGAUACAAUUUUAUCUUUAGACAAAUUUAGUUUUCAUGUGUGUGAUCACUUGCAAAGAAAUUGGAAAAGGAAUGUAUACAGGGUGCUGACACCAAAGCUUCAGGGGCUUUGUUCUUAUGCAAGAAACCUUUUUACAUUUGUUAUUUUGUGUGCAAGAAAAAUGAGUAAUUCAUUGGCUAGUGAUUCAGGAUCUAGCUUCUAGGUUAGGGACAAAUAUAAUUACUCUUUUAAUAUUUGUGUGCGUGAAUAUGGAGUGGUCUGUUCUGAUGUGUUUGUUACGUGGUUUCCUUUAUAUUUUGUGUGUGUAUUUAUUUUAAAAAUUUCCUAUUGUGGAAGAACUUGAGUAAUUCAGUAUUAUGCCUGUGGAUCAUUAUUAUUUUCAUUGACUAUCUUGGAAAGUCUGAAUUGUUAAUUUGAUGUAGAUUUUGGGAACAGCUGUGAUGGUGUUCCAUGGUAUCCACCAUAUUUCAUUCCAGAUUAUUAGUAUACUCAUUCUGAUAUUUGGACUUUUGUGAGACAACAAUAUGUAUUCAAGUACAUGUUUGUAACUAAAUGUCUCACAAGUCCAGUCACAUAGGGUUGUGCCAAUGUGAUCUCUAAUUACAGUGCUUAUCUGGCAAAAAUUUUGUUUGUUUAUCUAGAUGUCUUCACACAUAGAAGACAUUUAGAAUCUCCCAUUUCUACAUGCUUAUCCUUGUGUAUAAUAUAGAACUUAGGGAAAAGAAAAUGAUAAAAAAAAUAAUAAAUGAAAUUUGAUGGUGGCACCAAGUUUUGCACACAGGAAUAAAACAAUUAUCUAUCUCAAGUACUUGCGCCACGAAUUUUGACUAUAAAAUACACUGAAAGAAUUGAAUAUAAAUGGUUUAGUUUGCUUAGGCAAAGAAAUGUGACUGAAUUAUAAGUUGCAGAAUAUCUAGUCAAAUGCUGUUUCCUGGGAAUUUCUUAGUAUUUGAAGUAAACAAUUAUCUAGUUCUUUUGUACAGUUUAUUCUUGUUAUGCAAUUACUCUGAAUUCUGUGCAUGAAGUUAGUCAUUGUUUAGUUCUCCAUGUAACCUACAACAUUGUCAUGCCAGUAAAUAUUCUUGUGAACGAUUCUGCCACAGCGAGGUGUACAUUUUAUUAGGUUUCAGUGAUUAUUACUACAACCUUUCAUGCAAGUGCUUUUGCUAGUACUAAAUUCUGUCUUGUCUUUAUAUGAUAAGAGACAUUUCAUGUAGUUAAGUUUACAAUAGGAUAGCAUAUUUACAUUAGGAAAUUAUUUCAUGAUGGCUUUGAAUAGAUUUAAUCAUGAAGAAAUAAAGGUAUUUAAUUAUUUGUACAAGAUGAAUUUGCAUGUCUUCACUUUUUAACAUACUUCUCCUUUAAAACUCAUAAAUAAAUAUAUACACGACAUUAUCAGAAAUAAGUUGAAAUGUACACAACUUAGUAAACUGGUCCAUCAUCCAAAUUAUCAUCCUCCUCAUCCAAGUAAGAUUCACCAUUAUCAAAAUAAUUGUUAACAUAAUCAGUCCCGUCAUCCAUUUCUUCAUCCUGGUCCUCCUCCUCUUCUAACUCUCCUUCUUGCUGCUCGCCUUCCUCUUUCUCUUCUUCUUUGUUUUCUUCACUCUUUUCUUCAACAUCUCCUUGCUCUUCAAGUUUUUCCAGUUCAUCAAGCUUGGUGCUGACGUCUUCUGCAAACCUCACUUUCUUUGAGGAUUUGCCUUUUAUCUGAGGUGGUGGGGGUGGUCUCUUCUUCUUCACGGCACUCGCCACAGGUCGCAACUCCAUCGGAAAUCUUUUCCAGUCAUAAUCUAAAGCGCCGUUUUUGUUAGGCGUUUCAACAUUUUUGUAAUCCGAAUAUCGUUCGAUGUCUUUGACUUUGGCAGCAGGGAGAACAUAAGCAGGAGAGUACUUCAAAAACUCCACGUAGUCUCUCUUCAGGGCUAACAAAUACUCAACUUCUGAACCAGACUUCAACGGAACAGGUCUCCUUUCCAAUGGAGGGUAUAAAGGUGGAGGUUGAAGGACAGGCCCCGGCAAUGCUUCACCAGCCCCAAAUCCUAACUGUUCUACAUUGAAAGACAUCGCUCCUCGGCCUCUCCCACGACCACCCCCACCCCUUCCUCGGCCAGCCAUGUUUAUUUAGUGAUUUCCAAAGAUUUUAAGCCUGAAGUUAUUGCCUCCUCUUCGGUUUCUGCUGUAAAGUCCUCGGGGUUAUAUAUUACUUUGACAAUCAACGAGCAACUCGGACACGUAGCCACUUCUUCACCGGCAAUUAGUUCGUCUUUUGUUAUUUGAAACCUAUCGCCGCACGGACACGGAUAGUAAUAAGUCUCUUCUUCUUCAUCAUAUUCAAAGUCUUCAAUUUCAAUUUCGUCGUGGUAAACAGACAUAGUUUGUUAUAUGCACAUCCUUUCAAAAUCCUCCAGAAUGAGGUUAGAAAUCACAAACAUCACAGAACCAGCCGAUUUUACACGUGGUAAUCUGACGCAGAAGACGUCUCAAUGUGUUCAUGUGCAACUUGCCGUUUCUCAAUUGUUAGUUCCUUGAGAAUCUGGUGUGGAGGGAGUGAUGAGUUUCUGGAGCAAACGAAAAUGUUACUUUUUGCAGAGAAGGGAAUAGGAGAAAAGGUAAUAUCCUGACAUGAGCUUCACAGAAUUCCGGAAAGUUUGUGUGUCAAUUGCGGUGCCGCUACGUGGGGUAGAAAAGUGAAAAGACAGGAAUGUCCAAUACAGUCCUGUCACACCACUGCAGUGUGUUGCCGGAUAGUGUCAGAUACCGCAGGUAGCUGUGCCACCUUUGGGUUAAGCGACCGUUUGUUUCAUUUAAGAACAUGAUGAAUCGAAGAUCUGUUGUAAUUGCAUCCGCUGCUCGUACACCAAUAGGUACAUUUUGUGGAUCUUUGUCAUCCUUCAAAGCUCAUGAAUUGGGAAGUAUUGCAAUUAGAGAGGCAUUAAAGAGAGCAAAGGUAGAUCCAAAGGAUGUCUCUGAAGUUAUAUUGGGACAGGCUUUGCAGGCUGGUCAAGGACAAAAUCCUGCACGACAAGCAUCCAUGAGGGCAGAAAUACCUGAGAGUGUGCCCUCGUAUCUUGUUAAUAUGUUAUGUGGGUCUGGUUUAAAAUCCGUUGUUCUGGGAAGUCAGGCUAUUCUAACUGGAGAUUCUCAGAUAGUGGUUUGUGGAGGACAGGAGUCAAUGAGUCAAGCACCUCAUACCAUGUACUUACGUGGAGGUGUACGAAUGGGAAAUGGAAACUUAGUGGAUUCCAUGAUCUCAGAUGGACUUACAGAUGCUUUUCACAGUAUUCAUAUGGGCGAGACAGCUGAAAAUGUUGCAAAAACUUAUAACAUUUCUCGCGAAGAACAAGAUAAGUAUGCCUUAGAAUCUCAGCAACGUGCAGAAAAUGCCCAAAAUGCAAAGUGCUUUGAUGCAGAAAUAGUAGCAGUUACUGUUCUCAACAAGAAAGGUUCUACAGAAGUUAAAAGUGAUGAACAUCCUCGACAUGGAAGUACAAUAGAGGCAUUGCAAAAAUUAAAACCAGCAUUUAUUAAAAAUGGGACUGUGACAGCUGGUAAUGCAUCUGGAAUUAAUGAUGGUGCUGCUGCUGUUGUACUCAUGAGUGGCGAAGAAGCAGAAUCUCGGGGAUUAACCCCCCUGGCUAAAGUUGUUUCGUAUGCACAAACUGGAGUUGACCCUGCAGUUAUGGGGACUGGUCCCAUUCCUGCUGUAAAACGUGCGCUUGAGAAAGCUGGUUGGAAGAAAGAUGAUGUAGACUUAUAUGAACUGAAUGAAGCUUUUGCUUCUCAAUCGCUGGCAGUUGUUCGAGAUCUGGAUUUAAAUCCUGCAAAAGUGAAUGUCAGUGGAGGUGCAAUUGCCCUUGGCCAUCCAAUUGGUGCAUCAGGUGCUCGCAUAUUGGUCACCCUUCUUUAUGCUUUGGUGAGAACAGGAGGCAGAAGAGGAGUAGCAGCACUUUGUAUAGGAGGAGGCAUGGGGAUUGCCAUGUGUGUGGAAAGAGAAUGAACAGGGGUUUGUUUGUAAAAUUGCCCAAUGUACUUAUUCUGUUUAGCACUUCAUGGCUGGAUUCUGGUUGUAAAAGUAUUUCAUCUUACAAAAACGUGCAUUGCAUUACAAAUGCAGUACUUUCAAGAUGUAAGAGGAAUGUAGAGGAAGGAGAAAUUAUACUUACGCUAUUUGCCAACAAAUGAUAAAAGCUUCUGCAAAGAUUUCACACAAGUUUGUUUUGAUGGUACUAAAAUAGUAUUACAUGUGUUUGUGAAACAUAUCUGAAUACAUGAUCUUUUUCUUUUCUUUUUUAAUAUGAGUACUUCCAGCAGGUCUGGAAUGUUAGUGUGUGCCUUGCAAAUGGAAAGUGGCAUUUUUUACUUAAUAAAAUGACCUUAGUGAUGUCACAAUCCCAUGACAUAUUCAUGUAGUAUUAAAGGAAUCCCCAGUUUUAUUUACUUUACAUUCAUUAAAAAUGAUUUUUAUAUAACAUUUUAUAUUUGUUAUCAUUUUUUGUGUUCAGUUUAGUGGGAGGCUUAGAUUCUCUAAGAUGACUGAAGUGAAGCUUCAAGAAACAUGCUAGUAUUAUAAAACUUUAUUAGGAUGGACCUGGGUAAAUGUGAAAGCAGAAAUAAUUAUAAAAUGAAGUUUAAUGUGUGAAUUUUAUGUUAAAAAGGAAACCUUUUGAUAGAGAGAGAUAUUGAAAAUGGAUUGUAUAAUGAGUUUGCUUUAAACUUUUUACUGUUACAUAUUUAUAUCUUGCAUGCACAGAGAAACAAUGUAGAAUUGUUCAUAUUUUUAUAUGAAGUAUGGAAUUUUAUUAUAUUCUGGAAAAGAAUUGUUGAAUGAUAAGACAUUUACAUUUUGUGUAUUUUCUCAUUUAAAGUGCUUUCUGGAUAACUUCUUCCUGUUGAAAGUUGCAGCAUUAAUAGUAUUGCAUGUGUUUUUAUUAUUCAAAGUAACCAACACUCGCUAUUUUAUAGUCACAAAAUGUAUGAUCUCUUUUAUCAGUGUGGAUAUUUUUGGUGUUUGGUAUAUCUUUUGUUUGCUUUAUGCACUAUAGUUUAUUAUUGAAUUUAUGUACAAAUUCACAUAAAUUGUCUGUCACAUUCUAUCAAAAUAACAUUUAAUAAAAUGUGUAGCC
Molecule: messenger RNA, 7169 nt
Organism: Gryllus bimaculatus (two-spotted cricket)
Lineage: Eukaryota; Metazoa; Arthropoda; Insecta; Orthoptera; Gryllidae
Source: the annotation of a GenBank genome assembly